GGCCGCAGAACGCACGUGACGCAGUCGGUCAGUUGACAGGGCAAAACACGGCAGUGGACCGAGUACACCGCAGAGACGGAGACCGAGGAGACAUGGACCAUCGUCAGGUUGACCGGGUGGGCCUGCUGUCGCCGCUGGAGGAGUCCAGCGCCGAGAUAAGCAGAGACAGCGGCAUCGUCUCCCAGAGCGCGAGCAGCUUGUCCAUGGUGAGCGACAUCCUGAGCAGCGGCUCCGUGUCGCAGAGCGCCAGCUUCGGCGCGGCGGCCAACGUCCUCCCGCGAAGCCCGAGCCUGCACGAAGCGGCGGAGCCCGGCACGACCGGCCAGCACGACCCGGAGCAGGACGACGAGCUGCUGGGACACACCGCCCUCAGCUACUCCUCCUACAUCAGGGCGACCGCCGGGGAAGAGAUCCUGUGCCUGGAGAAGAGCUUGGAAGAAAUGCUGACGAGAGUAGAUGAGUUUGUCGGGAUGCUGGAUAUGAUCCGUAACGAUACCUCCCAGAUAGUGAAUGAAAAUCUACCUCAAAUCCAACAGAAGUCUGAUGAAAUGAGACAAAUAUACAGAAGAGUUGAUAAGUUAGAGGCCUUUGUGAAGAUGGUAGGAGCCAAUGUCGGCACCAUGGAGGAGCAAGUCACGCAGGCAGAGGAAGAACUAGGAACACUACCUGGUACUUUCAAGAAGAUCCUCCGCACAAUGAGUGUCCCAGGCUUCUUAAAUAAACCGGCCAGCCCAAGAAGAACAGCACCACAUCAGCGUCAGGAUAGCCCCAGCGUGUUCAGGACAGACGAUUAUUUCACAUCGCAGCCAGAACAGUGACACGCUACAGCAUUCAACACAUAACUUGGUUCUAACCUCAGAGGCCUGUUUGGGUGAAACUGUAGAGACAACUUUUACUGCCAUCCACUGCAAGUGGAUCUGUUGGUGCAGCGGGCUCAUCAAAGCAAUAGUAGCCUUUCUGAACAAGUCACUGGAAGUCAUGUGCGCGAAGACACUGUGAUUUUGAGUGUCAUUUUCUUGGCAGCAUCAAGCACUGAACUGUAGCAAAACGGUUUUAAAAGUGCCUACAUGGGUCUCAUCUCUGUCCAGUCUUGUUUUCACUAAUUGUGAAGAAAACAAUGUCAGUUGUUCAAUGUGUCAAGUCAGGAGGACAAAGUCAUCCCGCUGUAAAGAAGGUGCAAUUGGAGAAGAUGUAAAGCUCUUAGGAUGUAUUACACAAAGGAUUAACCCAGCUUUUUUAUAAAUUACAUUCCUGUUACUAGUAUUUGUAAAUGCCUGCACGCUGUUAUGAAUUGAUCUGUAUUUCUAGAAUCGAAUCACUCUCCCCAAGAAAUACUGUUGUCAACCAGUUUAAGCAUUUAACGUCUUCCAUUUAAAAAAUAUUCACUUUAUUUCUAGUCUCAUGUUGCUGGCCGUUGAAAGCAGUUGCCCCAUUAAUAUAGGGCUACAUCUUUGACGGCACCUUUAGAAAAAAGAAGAGAAAAAAAGCACACUAUUGAUGAGUUGUGUCAGUUUCACAAUUCUGACUAUCUGAAGAAUCUAAGUUUGGGCCAGUGAUGAAGCUGUGAGUGAGUGAGUUUUUUAACAAUGACUGGAGGAGAGUCAGAUAUAUCAUCCUUGGGAGAGAAAAAACAUACCUUAGAGGGUUGUGAUGUGGCCCUUACCCUUCUAACAAAUCAAUAAUGGUCACAACUAAGAUUCAUUAUUUGAUUCAUGAUUUGCCAAAAAUAGUUAGAAAUGGAGAUGUUUCAUUUUAGUGUUGCCUUUGGUUCACAUUUCUAAAAUAAUCAUUAAAGAUUUAUUUGUGAAAGUUA
Messenger RNA from Scophthalmus maximus (turbot), 1813 nucleotides. It is a transcript of the gene bloc1s4, whose product is annotated as biogenesis of lysosomal organelles complex-1, subunit 4, cappuccino. Gene Ontology annotation, cellular component: BLOC-1 complex. Lineage: Eukaryota; Metazoa; Chordata; Actinopteri; Pleuronectiformes; Scophthalmidae. Bases 93 to 818 code for a protein of 241 amino acids. The record is from RefSeq and is a predicted model, not a curated record. The transcript is spliced from 5 exons.